AUGGCUGAAAACAGUUUGGAGACCAUCUCUCAAUACUUGAAAGAGUCCCUUAAUCCAAAUCAUGCCAAACAAGCCGAAUCGCAUUUGAGAUCAAUUGAAUCUCAACCUCACUUCGCCAUCAACUUGCUCCAUACGGUAGCUUCUACAAACUUGGAGCCUGCUGUGAGGCUUGCCGCUGCUCUUUUCUUGAAGAAUUUGGUGAAGAGAAAGUGGGUCAACGAAGAUGGCGAGUAUAUGUUGUUCAAUGACGAUGUUCAAUACUUAAAACUGGAGAUCUUGAAUGUCAUGAUCAAGCUUCCAAACAACUUACAGAUCCAGCUAGGUGAAACCAUAUCUAUUAUUGCUGAGCUGGACUUCCCACACAAUUGGUCGAAUCUUAUUGAUGAUCUCGUUGCUAAGUUGUCUCCCGAUGAUUUUGUUUUGAACAGAGGUAUCUUGCUUGUGGCACACUCCAUCUUCAAGAAAUGGAGACCAUUAUUCCGUUCAGAUGAGCUCUUCUUGGAAAUCAAGAUGGUUUUGGACAAGUUUGCACAACCGUUUAUGGCUCUCUUAUCAAAGACUGACGAACUUAUCACAGAGGCUGUGGCCCAGAACAAUUCCGCUUCCGUUACCAUCUACUUGGAAUGCUUGUUAUUGCUUGUUCAAAUUUACUAUGAUCUUAACUGUCAGGAUAUUCCUGAAUUUUUUGAAGAUAAUCUUAACACCGGUAUGGGUAUACUACACAAAUAUUUGGGCUUCCUGUCUAACCUCGUUGGCGACUCCAGUGACGAUGAGGAUGUCGAUGUCUUGAUUAAGGUCAAGACAGCUAUAAUCGAAUUGUUGUCUCUCCAUGUCACAAGAUACGCUGAAGAGUUCGACCCAUUGAUUCCAAAUUUUAUUACCUCCGUUUGGGAACUUAUCAACGUAUAUGUCACCCAGCAACCAAAAUUCGACCUUUUGGCUGUGAAUGCAUUGGCAUUCUUGACCUCCAUCACAAAGAUUGUGAAAUAUCAGACAUACUUCAACAACGAACAAGCGAUCAAUGAAAUCAUUGAAAAGAUUAUUCUCCCGAAUAUCGCAUUCAGAGAAGUUGACGAGGAGACCUUCGAGGAUGAGCCUAUCUCCUUUGUCAGAUCAGACUUGGAAGGAUCCGAUUUUGAUUCCAGAAGAAAGUCCUCCACCGAUUUCUUAAGAGAGUUGAAGGAUGUCAACACUGAGCUUUUGACCAGCACUGUCAUGUCAUAUGUCAACCGUUUCUUAUCACACGAUGACUGGAGAAACAGGGACAUUGCGAUCUACUUGUUCACUUCGUUAGCCGCUAAGGGCUCUGUUACUAAUAUUGGUGUUACAUCCACAAACAUGCUCGUGGAUGUGGUUAAGUUCUUCACCGAUAACAUUGCAUCAUACUUGACUGGCGAUGCUACUCCAAUCUUGAAAGUCGACGCCAUCAAAUAUAUCAUGACUUUCAGAAAUCAAUUGACAAAGGAUCAGCUCCUUACUACCUUACCGCUUUUGGUUGAUCAUUUGAAGCACUCCAAUGUGGUGGUUUACACAUAUGCUGCUAUCACUGUUGACAAAUUAUUGACGAUGACCAGCUUUUCCGAUUCCAAGCACACCCCUGUAUUUAACAAGCUGGAUAUCCAACCUUUCGUCAAUGAUUUGUUGAGCAACUUGUUCACCCUUAUUCUUUCCAACUCUGCCCCAGAGAAACUUUCAGAAAAUGAUUUCCUAGUCAGAGCUGUCAUGAAAGUUUUGAACACAGCCGAGGAUGUUGUGGAAGAGAGUUUUAAGUUGACCAUCAUUGAACAAUUGCUUAAGAUCUUAAGCAUCAUCGCAAAGAACCCCGCUAACCCCAGAUUCACCCACUAUAUUUUCGAAAGUUUGGGUCUCUUAAUCAAAUACGGCGGCGGUAAAGAUGAUACGAGAAUUAAAAAGUACACAUCCUUGAUUUUACCAGCUUUGUUAAAUAUACUUGGUGAAGACGUCCAAGAGUUUGUGCCAUAUACAUUCCAAAUCUUGGCUUACCUACUCGAAAACUUCCUGAAGGCUUCGCCUAUUCCCGAUGAGUACAAAACGCUUGUCAAACCACUCUUGUCACCUGCUGUUUGGGAAUUCCGUGGUAAUGUUCCUGGUAUUACUAGAUUGCUUGUUGCAAUUAUGGCUCACGACUCUACAGCAAUUGCAUCGAACUCUCAGGAGCUUGUCCCAUUACUCGGAGUAUUCCAAAAACUAGUUGCAUCGAGGGCCAACGAUACUUAUGGCUUUGACUUGUUACAAGGCAUCUUCUUAUAUUUCCCAAUGGAUUUGAUUUCAGUUCAUUUGAAUCAAGUCGCAGUUCUUCUAUUGACAAGAUUGAAGACUUCUAGAACAGAGAAAUAUAUCAAGCGUUUUGUCGUCUUCUUGAUGUCGCUAUGCUGCAUUCCAUUGAACGACACCCUCCAUGCCAAAACGCAAAGUCAAAUCAAUUCAGGAUUUGUCAUUAAUCUUAUAGAGUCAGUUCAGCAGGGAGUGUUCCAGCAAAUCACAACAAGUUUCAUCUUACCCACAACCGAAGAAUUUGCAAAUUUGCAAGACAAAAAGAUUGCCACAUUGGGCUUAUCACAGUUGAUUGUCUCCGAGCAAUUCACACAAGGACAAUUCAAAGGUUUACUUCAACCAACAGUGGAGCAACUUUGUAAGAACUUGACUCUCUUGUCAGGCAUUCUGAAGGGUACUAAUGUUGCGGAGAACACCAUCACUGGUGGACCCAACGCAGCUAGUGUCGCAAUUAAUGAAAUUGACCUUGAGAGUGCCGCUUAUGGUUCCAACUUCUCUAGAAUUGUCUCGAUUCUGUUGAAACCUUUCGAUCCUGUCCCUCACGUCCAGAAUGAAGAUUUUAAGCAAAUCAGGUUCCUUGCUGUUGCAAACAUUAAGCGAGUAGGAGAAAUUGGUGCUUUGAAUCAGUUAAGUGACUCGGCUCAAGCAGUUGUUGCUGAUGCCUCAUAG
Molecule: messenger RNA, 2964 nt
Organism: Candidozyma haemuli
Lineage: Eukaryota; Fungi; Ascomycota; Pichiomycetes; Serinales; Metschnikowiaceae
Product: importin-alpha export receptor
Exons: 1
Coding region: 1-2964 (987 amino acids)
Biological process (GO): protein export from nucleus; protein import into nucleus
Cellular component (GO): nuclear envelope; cytosol
Molecular function (GO): small GTPase binding; nuclear export signal receptor activity
Source: RefSeq, a predicted model, not a curated record